This is a messenger RNA of Varroa destructor (honeybee mite), 4855 nucleotides long. It is a transcript of the gene botv, whose product is annotated as exostosin like glycosyltransferase 3. Lineage: Eukaryota; Metazoa; Arthropoda; Arachnida; Mesostigmata; Varroidae. Gene Ontology annotation, molecular function: glycosyltransferase activity. Gene Ontology annotation, cellular component: membrane. The record is from RefSeq and is a predicted model, not a curated record.
UUUUUUUAUAUAUCUUUGUUCUGUAUGUGUGACUGUGUGUGUAUUUGUUUUUUACCCAGCCGCGCAAGGAUGAAAGAAUAGGUUAAACUGAAGAAACGUCUUAUAAGUGUAGAGACGCUGCUCUUCCCCGUAGCUGACGUCAGAUCUUCUCUGUGGCACUCGAAAUGAUCGUAAGCAUAGACAUGUCGAGAUGAUACAAGUCGUCAGAGUAGAACAGCCAAAGAAUCCAACGAUAGAUAAGAAACAUAAAAAAUCAAGUAACUUGGCGAGCUUCUUUGACGAAAAUUCGUUUGAAAAAUACAUAGGAAUAAGGUCAACUAGUUCUAUACUUGUGCGUUUAUCAAUAUUUUAUCUUGCUUUUCCGACAGGUAAGUUGAUAUUGAAUUAUGCGGUUCACUACUCUACAAAGUUUUUGCUGUUAGAACGAACUGUCGAAGAUUCAAGUAGCAAGUUAAACUGGCGAAAUGUGAAAUGCAUAUCCUAUGUAGGUAUGAUGUUGCAACUGUAGGGAUCAUGGUUCUAUCAACAUAACAGUAUCAUUGGGAACAUUGAGUAAGAAAAAUACUAUUCGUUAAGAAAGAUAUUUAAAGACGAAAAUGAAAACACAUUUGAGAUUUCGUAGAACAGCAGUAUUUUCUAUGAUAUGAACAUUGCGAGAUUACACUUGACUGUUUUACAAGUGAAUAUAGUUUUGCAUUUUUUCCUGCUGGCUUCUUUUAUGUAGCGUACUCGCACUGUAUUGGAACCACAGUGGCCAAACUACAAUUUUUUCAUUCAUAUUACAUGCGGCGACAGGUUAACUAAAACAAUGCGGAAAACUUCGAAAAUACAUCUUAUAAGAAUAAAUUUGCGUUGCAAAAAAAAUCUCAAAUGGUCUAUAAUGCUCUUAGAUCUGUCAGCAUAACAUAACUGUCUCAAUUUCUGCCUUAUAGAAAUCUAACCUGUCCCGGAAAUAACUGGGCUGUGUGCAAUGCUAUAACUCGCGUAGCCUUUCCAGAAUUCGCAUGGAAGUAUGGCUCAGAUCUCGAAAAAUCGCGCUCGAUCCAGCGAGUGCUGCCAGAACGACAGGAAAGUUACCCCGUAUAGCCUCUGACGUUGACGCAUCGCCAAAAACAAUGCGGGUAUACUGGCAUACGAUUCACUGGCGCCGUCUGCUAGCGGCUGGAGUUGUACUGAUAUCCCUGGCUUUGUUUCUUCCACUGGUGGCCUUGUCGUAUCUGGAUCGAGGUAUUUUUUCCUCAAAUGAAAUUCAAGAAGUGGGCGCGCUGUCCGAAAAUGAGAAGAUUCGAUUGUCGGUACGAAUCGAGUUGCGGGAUUUGGAGAAAAAGCGAACCAACAUCCGGUUUGAGCUCGAUCGGCUUCAACAGGAAUGGGACAGCCGAAAUGAAAAAAUCGUCCUCCAGAAGCGAGAGCUCAACGGCGUUAAGCUCUCACUCAACGAGGCCAUGAGAACACUGGAAGAACUCUCUAAGGCAAAGCCCGCUCUUGUUCGAAUGCCAUUGAGUAUACCGGCGGAGGAAGUGGUAUCAACGCCCCGUAGGCGGAAGAUUGUUAACACCGUUAAGGACUGUUCCUUGGAGCAGUGCUUUGAUCUCUCGAGAUGCCCGUUGAGAAAUCCAUUCCAGGUUUUCGCCUAUCCUCUGGACCCGCAUCGCCUUCCAGGUGUUCCUCCUUCUUUGGUUAACGCUCUUUCUUCUGCGAUACAUUUGAAUCACUAUGUGACUGACAACCCACGGACUGCCUGUCUGUUCUUGCAUGUCACCUCUUCACAAGCUAUUCUCACUCCUGUAACUAAAGCUGGACAAACAACGGGACAGACAACAACUUCACCUAUGGCAAACGUGUCCACUUUACGCUAUUGGAAUGGCGAUGGAGCAAAUCAUUUAUUGCUAGUUCUGGACAACUGCACUACGGUUUCUCCAGAUCAAGGCGGUGGCUGCAAUCUUGCGCCGGUUGAUCGCGUCGGAAGGGCUAUUGUGGCUCGACAAACGUUUCCAGCAGGCUCAUUUCGGCCAGGGUUCGACUAUGUUAUGCCAACAUGGGUGGACCAAUCACAACCUCGACUGAGUCUUCCUUCUAUCUUACCGGCGCGGCGAAAGUAUCUUCUAAGCUUCAGUGGAAGCUACAUUGAGCCCGAAGAAACGGAGACAACGUUGGAAAUUGCUAAAAGCUCACUCAGUGACAAAUACGUGCAAGGCUUGUUAGGCCAGUUUAGUGAUAGCGACGACUUGCUACAUAUUCGGACGAACUGCAUAGACGACAAUGAGCUUAAUUAUGUUCAGGGCUUAGUGGGACAGUGGGUCGAGUGUUCCGUUCACGAUAGAGCGGAACGAGAACCUCUAGCGGAUGCAACGUUUGCUCUUGUGAUGGCGCCGAGGGCUGAUUUUUAUCGAGCUUCUGACUUGUUCACGAAGCGACUGCUCAAAGUGAUGCGUCAUGGAGCUAUUCCGGUUAUACUCGGAAACGAUGUGGAGUUACCGUUUUCGCAACAGAUAGAAUGGGAGAAGGCUGCUGUCAUCCUAUUAAAAGCUCGUGCUCCGGAACUGCAUCUCGUUCUCAAGACGUACUCAGAUGCUGACAUCGUAGCGCUACGAAGACAGGGCCGACGGCUUAUGGAGAACUAUUUAGCUACGCCGAAAUUAUCUAUCGACACUUUGCUUACUGCGAUGCGAUUCGUCCUCAAAAUGCCAGCUGCACCAGAGAGAGAUGAACCAAGCAAUCCUGUGGCCAAUUUGAGUUUCGGACUUGUCAAUCAACAGUUUUCUUCUGAGACGGAUGAGAUGCUGGGUCCAGUCGAAACUUCAUAUUCUUCACUAAGCUAUCAACGGAACUUCUCGCUCACGUUAAACAACUGGCGACAGUUAUUUAAUGCUGACUUCGCUCCGCACCGCAUGGCCCCUUGGCGACCCGACGACCCAUUAUUGCCUAGUGACGCAAAAUUUCGGGGAAGCAGUUUUGGUUUUAGGCCCAUUGGAUUUGGCGCAGGCGGUUCGGGGAAGGAAUUCUCUGAGGCUCUGGGAGGCAAUUGGCCCCGGGAGCAGUUUACGGCUGUGAUACUCACUUAUGAGAGACAGCAGGUACUUCUCGAAGGAAUCUCCUCUCUUAAAGGAUUACCUUAUCUUAACAAGGUUGUCGUUGUAUGGAACGGACCACAAACUCCUGGGCCGGAAACACUAACGUGGCCGGAUAUCGGAGUGCCCAUCCAGGUGAUUAAAGCGCCGAUAAACUCAUUGAACAAUCGUUUUGUACCGUGGGACGUCAUCGAAACGGAAGCUGUGCUGUGUCUUGAUGAUGACGGACGUCUCCGACAUGACGAACUGGUAUUUGCGUUCCGGGUGUGGCGCGAGAACCGGGAUCGAAUCGUAGGAUUUCCCGGUCGCUUCCACGCGUUCGAUUCAAUCCACAAGAGCUGGAACUACAAUUCCAACCAUAGUUGCGAAUUAUCGAUGGUUCUUACUGGGGCAGCGUUCGUGCAUAAGUUCUAUCUCUACGCGUAUACAAAUUACAUGCAACCCGAGAUUCGACAGAUUGUUGAUCGGCUCAUGAACUGCGAAGAUAUUGCGCUCAACUUCCUGGUAUCUCAUCUGACAAGAAAACCGCCUCUCAAGGUGACUUCAAAGUGGACCUUCCGCUGUCCAGGAUGUCCAGUAGCUCUUUCAGAACAUGACUCGCAUUUCCUCGAACGACACGACUGUAUAAAUAAAUUCUCACAAAUCUACGGUUAUAAUCCACUGCUGUAUACACAAUUACGGGCUGACUCGGUCUUGUUCAAGACGCGAGUACCACAUGAUAAACAGAAAUGUUUUAAAUACGUCUAGAAGAAAUAGGACCACACUGAACAAAAUUGUAGCAAGGAAUUCUUAUUCGAGUACGUAUUCAAGCUUGAUUUCAAACUACUGGACAGUACUCGCUGACAUAUAAGUUGCUUAGAUUUUUUGAGGUAAAUGAGCUUUUCGAUAAAAUUAUUUUACGAGGCAUGUUUGUUUACCACAUAUGUCAUCUAACAAUUUUGUCUAGUCACCUUUAAAGCCCUGGAAAGUGUUCAUCUUUAGCAAUGGCUAGGUAUACACAUGUACGCUCUUUGCUUUAGAUUUCUUUGAAAACGUACUCAGUGACUUAAAAAUGAAAAGUGCGAAGGACCUGUCUGUGGCCUUGUUGCAGGCUACCCGAAAUUAUUUAGGGUGUACUUACCGACAAACUUAAACAGCAUAAAUGGUGCUCCGCUGGUAGGCAAAAUUUAGGAAGUAUCGACUCACGUAUUUGGGUACCUACAACUGAGUUUCCUACGAGCACCUACGAUUUCGAUUGAGUUUCAUUAAAGAAUAACGACCUUAGAGGCAAGGAUAACGUCGAACGGUAAGAGUCAACGCUUAGUGACCAAGCUUCUGUUUCUCGAAACUGAGAACGCUAGUGGAAUUCCUCAAAUCUUAGUGAAAACACUGAACAAGGAAAUUUUUAGUGUAACGGCAAUUCUGUAUUAGUGCGAUUAUGACGGGAAUGAAAAUCAUGAGGUUGAGGGCCACAGAACAGAUGAUUACAUUAAAAAAACAUUAAAAGGAAAAACGAGUUGCUCUAAUCACAAGCUUUUUAGACGAAAACAAACCGCGGUUUCUAAAGUCAUUAUACAAGUCGUAGAUAGCGAAAAAUUUGGAAAGCAUAUUUGCCAAAUUUCGUCUGCCUGUUAAAAAAAGUUAUUCAAUAUACUUCAUAUGCUAAAUAGGUCCGGACAACCUAACAUUAUACUCAAAAUUAUUUUGUUUGUAUAGCUCGUAGGCACUUUACCUUCCCUUAAAAUGUGACGAAUUCGACUGUUAAGGAUAUCUGAUUGUUAGUAUUACUAUAAAAAAAAAAAAAA